GCGGCGAUGACGACGGCCCUGCACCAUGCGAUCUGGGACGGCGACCUCCAUGCUAUCGAUGCGCUGCUUGAAGCGGGCGCGGCGAGCGAGCUUCUCGAGGCGCGGGAUGCGUCGGGCAACACACCACUCAUGCUCGCGCUGCGCUGCAUACAGCCGACUCAACGGGCCAUCGUCCGCCGUCUCCUCCACCACGGCGCGUCGACGCAUGCCAGAGACGCGCGCGGCUGGACGUGCAUCCAGAAUGCGGUGCUCUGCGACGAUGACCGCCUCGUCGCCGAGGUGUUUGUCCACGCCGAGAAGCAAACGCUAGCGCAGCUCACGGCGCGCUCGAUCGCACUCUACAGCGUCUUGCUGUCGAUCCCCGACUUUUACGUUGAAAUUCGCGUGGAGCUCACGUCAUGGGUGCCGCUCGUCUCCAAGGCGCUGCCAUCCGACGUCUUGCGCAUCUGGAAAAAAGGCCCGUUUAUCCGCGUCGACUGCAGUCUCAAGGAUUUCCAAAACACGUCGUGGAAGCGAGGGCACAUGUCCCACCUCCUGCGCACGUCGCCCAACACGCGCGGCCACGUUGCGACCAUUGAUCGAGACGCGCACGAGAUGUACGACGCAGCGCGGUCCAUGGAAGACCCCUCGGUGGCUGACAUUGAAACGGGUCUGCAGCUGCUCUACACGUGCAAGACAUCGACGUUCACAAGCGAUGUCGCCUCGAUGGUCUUCCAACCCAAGAAGAAGCCGCUUUUGCAUCUUCAAAAGGCCAAGCGACGCUGGCCCGGCGUCAAGUACGAGAUGCUCCACGCCCGCGUCCACCUCCGCCUGCGGGCGCCAUUGCAGCCCCACUGGGAGCGUCCAACGACCGCACCGGACGACCGCUUUACGAAAGCCAACACCUUUUUCGCCAAGCUCCACCAGAUCAAGAAAACGAAGAAGAAGACGAUGGAGGCCAGCAACAAACUGAUGCUGUCGGACCAGCCGAUGGAGAUGCACUUGCAGGUGCUCCCAGGCGACGUGGUGCAUUGGCACUACGACACCAAGUCGGUGGCGUCAGUGGCGUUCCACGUCACCUUUUGUGCGGCCGAGUCCAGCGAGAAGAAGGUCGUCGCCGCCAACGCCCCCGACGGACAGCUACGGGCGACGCAAGCAGGACACGCUAUUUUUUGUUGGGCACGCGCACCGUCGAGCAAAAAGAAAGCCGUCUCGGUCGUCUACUCCAUCGACCACCAGCGCCCGGCACCGUCGCCCGCGUCCAGCGCUGCGGCAGCCUCCGACGUGAGCGAAAACGAGAGUGCGCUGGCGGUUUUCUCGCGGGUGCCUCAGCCCCGGCAGGAAACCACGUCGUUCCAAGCGUACUUUCCGACAGCCGACAUGGCGCCGCAUGCCCAGCACCGGGCGCUUACGGUGCUUCCGCCCGAGUCGCACAUGACGAAGGACAUUCAGGCGACUGUGACAAUGGCAGAAGCGUUCCCGUUCACGGUGCAAGAUUUCUUGCCGGUUGCGCAGUUUCUCUCGACCCGGGCCGAGCAUUUUGAGAGCCUCCGCGACUUUUUCGAGCUGAAACUACCGCCGGGGUUCCCCACCAAGUUUCAAGUCCCGAUUCUACUCAGCGUGCGCGCGUCCUACACUUUUGAGAAAGCCGAGGCGUGCACGGUUGACGACAGCCACUUUGAUUUGAUCUAACUCAUUUUUGUCUUAAUACCGAUU
Saprolegnia parasitica CBS 223.65 is the source of this 1695-nucleotide messenger RNA. RefSeq lists its product as hypothetical. Gene Ontology annotation, cellular component: cytoplasm. The record is from RefSeq and is a predicted model, not a curated record. The transcript is spliced from 10 exons. Bases 7 to 1671 code for a protein of 554 amino acids. Lineage: Eukaryota; Oomycota; Saprolegniomycetes; Saprolegniales; Saprolegniaceae. Gene Ontology annotation, molecular function: protein binding.